This is a messenger RNA of Coniophora puteana RWD-64-598 SS2, 2335 nucleotides long. RefSeq names its product sphingomyelin phosphodiesterase. The coding region runs from base 16 to 2109 and encodes 697 amino acids. NCBI's taxonomy places the organism in Eukaryota, Fungi, Basidiomycota, Agaricomycetes, Boletales, Coniophoraceae. Gene Ontology annotation, molecular function: sphingomyelin phosphodiesterase activity. The transcript has 22 exons. The record is from RefSeq and is a predicted model, not a curated record. Gene Ontology annotation, biological process: sphingomyelin catabolic process.
AGCAGAUAAAGCGUAAUGCUACUCGGUUUCAAGCCCGUCGAUCCGUGCACUCGUAUUUUCCUCCUGGCGACCACCCCGAUGUGGCGUUUAUUGUGUGCUGCGCUCGCUGCGGUUGGCAUAGGCUCUGUCUCAGGGGCGGAUACCGGGAUUGUGCCGUCGACUUACACGGCAGCGGGCGCUUUCCCCACAUCUGCAUAUGCAUCCUACUAUAACUCUCCCACUGCGACGUCCGCGCAGGUACAGCCAGUCAUCUCCGAUCCAGUGACGCAUAAAGUGUUCCCCCUGGUUCUGACCGAUCCGAACGACUUUCCGAAAAACGACACAUGGGACCCGCACACAUUCCCUCCGGCCGCUUCCAGCACGACGCUGCUCGAACAAGCAAUCGAGCAGAUCAAGGUCAUAGCGAAGAACCCUGCGUUUGGAAACAACACGUGCGCUCAGUGCCAAGCAGGGCUCGAGGUCGCCAAGUUUUUGGCACUUGCCGCUCCGGAGCAAGGGCCGAACCUGGCAGUGGCGAUCUGCGAGCACUUUGGCUUCGCCCCGAAUUGUCAACAGCAGUACGACUGGACCGCCUACGGUCCUGUCCUAACUCAGGUAGCUUCGUACGGAAACUUGGGGGGCUACGAUGGACAGCUGUUAUGCUGGUGGUUCCUCAGUCUAUGUCCUAUGCCUCCGACCUCCCCACUCAAUAUGACAGGAUACUUCGCGAAACCAAAACCAGACCCGCUUCCUCCCCCGAAACAGCCAAGCGGAAAGUUGCUGAAGGUUCUCCACGUUUCAGACCUGCACCUUGACCCGCGUUACGCCACUGGAGCUGAGGCAAACUGCACAGAUAACCUCUGUUGUCGCAAGAACGUCAACAUUACUGACAGUCCUCAGACAGUACUUUUCCCAGCACCUCGAUUCGGAGCGUACCUUUGCGACACACCAUAUUCUUUACUCUUGUCUGCCAUGGAGGCGAUUCCACCUCUUACCGGAACGGAGGAAGGAGGAUUUAACUUCUCAUUGUUUACCGGAGAUAUCACGCCUCAUGAUCCUGAAAACCAGUACUCCAGAGCAUUCGUCGAGUAUGUGGAGGUGGUAAUCUACGACGUCCUCAAAAAAUACGUUGGCCCGGCACCCGUAUAUGCUACACUCGGAAACCAUGAUAUAUACGAUCAAUUCCAGUCAGCUCCGUACUCUAUGGGUGGCGCUCUAGCCACGCAAUACAACUGGCUCUACGAGCACAUCUCCAAGAUGUGGGAGCAUGAGGGAUGGAUGUCUGGCUCUCCGAUAGAGUACGCUCGCACUCAUUAUGCGGCGUACUCCGUCAAGCGCACCGACGGCCUCAAAAUCAUAUCCCUUAACACGAACUUGUGGUACAACCUGAACUAUUUCGCAUACAUCAAUGCAACGGACCCGGAUACUUUCGGAAUUCUACGCUUCUUAGCGGACGAGCUUCAGGAUUCAGAAGAUGCUCAGGAGAGAGUGUGGAUUAUCGGUCACGUUCUUAGUGGCUGGGAUGGGACCAACACUCUCAACAACCCGAGUAACUUGUUUUACCAGAUUGUGGAUCGUUACUCGCCACACGUCAUCGCGAACAUUUUCUGGGGUCACACGCAUGAAGACCAGUUCUCUAUUUUUUACGCCAACAACGGGACCAAUAUGAGUGCAGAAACGGCUCAAACUGUUUCAUGGAUUGGCCCUUCUCUUACUCCGCUCACCAACUUGAAUUCCGGUUUUCGUGUCUACGAAGUCGAUUCUGCGACAUUCGACAUUGUCAACGCAUAUACCUGGGUGAGUAAGGUCAAUGAAUACCCAAGCCUUGACGAUCAGCUCGAGUACGGCCCAUCAUAUUUCUUCGAGUACAGCGCUCGUGAAGCAUAUGGAGGCGAUAUCGAUUGGCCCGAGGACGCUCCUCUGAACGCUACAUGGUGGCACCUCGUAACCGAACAAAUGGAGAACAACUCAUCGCUUGCUAAACUUUUUAGCACGUAUCAGAGCAAAAGCUCGGCGGCAGCGUCUGAAUGCGAUGAAGAAUGUCUUUCGGCUAGAAUAUGCUACAUGCGGAGUGGGUCCGCUAGCUUGGCGUGGCAGAACUGCCCUCCGAACUACGGGUCAUCUAGUUAGGCCCGAAGGCACCUACCGUAGGUGUCCUCAUGUCUGUCAUCAUAAUGGACCCAACAGCGUAUGCACAGCUUUGCCUGAGAUGUGCAGAAAUGCGUUCGUGCUCAGUCUGCCAUCUCUUUGUCAUGUGAAACAAACUGCGUAAUGUUUCACUAUGGGUUAGAUUAAAACAAACUCAUAACUACUACUGCUUUGUUUGUUCCAUUUUCGCUCCCUCCGAAUACACUCG